Prunus mume (Japanese apricot) is the source of this 1016-nucleotide messenger RNA. RefSeq lists its product as uncharacterized. The record is from RefSeq and is a predicted model, not a curated record. Lineage: Eukaryota; Viridiplantae; Streptophyta; Magnoliopsida; Rosales; Rosaceae. Gene Ontology annotation, cellular component: cytoplasm. Gene Ontology annotation, molecular function: rRNA (uridine-N3-)-methyltransferase activity. Gene Ontology annotation, biological process: rRNA base methylation.
GUUGUCGAUCAUUUUUUUUCUUUCUAAAAUCAGUUGAACAGAAAUUCUUAUCUUCCAACUUCACAUAUUCUUGCCUCCCUCCUCUUCCUCCACUACUCUUAAUCACAAGAUACUUUUCAUCUUCUCUCUUUACUUACCAUCUGUAUUGAAAGUCUUCUCAUAAAUCAUUGGAGAAACUUGAGUGUAUAAAUCAAUAAUGGGUCGUAAAAAACAGAGACGGAUAAGAUCGAUACGGCACUACUCUAGCUCUCAUAAGAUAUUGUUGGUUGGGGAGGGAGACUUCUCUUUUUCUGCUUGUUUGGCUCGAGCUUUUCGCUCUGCCACUAACAUGGUUGCUACCACCCUUGAAUCUAAAGAUACUCUAUCGAAAAAACAUCGGAGCAGUAAGGCACAUGUGGAUGAGUUGAAGAGAAGAGGAUGCUUGGUGUUAUAUGAAGUAGAUGUAGAUGACAUGGAGCAGCAUCCCACCCUUAUGUGCAUGAAAUUUGAUAUUAUCAUCUUCAACUUUCCUCAUGCAGGCCAUUACUUUUGGCUAUGCGAAAGAGACGAUGAGCUCAUACAAAAGCACAGGGAAUUGUUGAAAGCAUUCUUCGAAAGUGCCCGUGGGAUGAUCGGCAAAGGCGGGGAAAUUCAUGUUUCACACAGGGAUGACUACCCCUAUGAUCAAUGGAAGUUGAAGGAGCUUGCUGAGAAAGCGGGCCUGGUUUUGAAAGAGAAAGUGUGGUUCGAAAAGUCGGACUACCCUGGCUACCACAACAAGAGAGGUGGAGCCAUCCAGAGCAACAAAAAAUUUCCUCUCAAAGAAUGCUACACCUUCAAGUUUUCUCUGAAACCUGAAUUCACUACUCAUGAAUUAAUGCCUUCUUGCAGCCAAACAACCAGCAUUCUUGAUGAUGAUAUAUCAUAUGCUUUAAAUGGUAUGCAUUUGAAGUAACAGCCAUAAAUGUAUGGAAAGCAGAGCAGAACAUAUAUGUGCUGUAUGUAUAUGGGUUUGUAAUAAAGGAUUUAAGACUGAA